This is a messenger RNA of Nannizzia gypsea CBS 118893, 1464 nucleotides long. RefSeq lists its product as hypothetical. Gene Ontology annotation, molecular function: transmembrane transporter activity. Gene Ontology annotation, biological process: transmembrane transport. NCBI's taxonomy places the organism in Eukaryota, Fungi, Ascomycota, Eurotiomycetes, Onygenales, Arthrodermataceae. The coding region runs from base 1 to 1464 and encodes 487 amino acids. Gene Ontology annotation, cellular component: membrane. The transcript has 5 exons. The record is from RefSeq and is a predicted model, not a curated record.
AUGGGAUUCACGUCCGAGAUCAAACAUGACCUGUCCUCAGAUGCCAACAGUCCAGCGGUCGAGGAGGCCGGCGAGAGUCUCUCCUCGAUGCGCGGCGGAACGCUCCAAGACAAGCGCGACAUGUAUCGGAUUGGCAACAACCAGGAGUUAAACAGAAACUUUCGAUUUGUGUCGGUCCUGGGAUUCGCGGCCGUCCUGAUGUGUACCUGGGAGGUUGUCAUGAUGGCUCCAACUUCUGGAGGACAGUACCAUUGGGUGUCUGAAUUCGCGCCAGCCAGCAGCCAGAAAUUCCUGAGCUAUGUGACCGGCUGGGUCUGCGUGCUCGGCUGGCACACAGGUAUCGCAGGCUGCUCCUACACAGUUGCGAACAUGCUCAUUGGCCUUAUUGCAAUCAAUAAUCCAGACUAUCAGCCUGAGAGAUGGCAUGGCACUCUGCUGAUUAUUGCGAUAGCCUUUAUGGCCAUAAUUUUCAAUACCUUCUUUGCGCAGAAGCUGCCCUUCAUCGAGGGAGUUAUCCUCCUCGUCCACGUAUUUGGAUUCUUCGCAGUCUUGAUUCCCCUCUGGGUCCUGGCUCCAUUGAACUCGGCCGAAGAUGUCUUCUUGAAUGUGGUCGAUAGAGGAGAAUGGGGGAAUAAUGGUCUCGCCUGUCUUGUCGGGCUGGGGGCCCCUAUCUACGCUCUUAUUGCCGAAGAAAUCAAGGAUGCCUCUCGAGUAUUGCCCCUGAGCAUGCUUUGGACCCUUAUUUUGAACGGAACCACGGGCUUGAUCAUGCUCAUCACAUACGCCUUUUGUGUGUAUGACAUUGACACAGUCCUCAAAGAUCAGACCGGCUUCCCCUUUAUUUCCGUCUUCUUGCAUGCCACCCAGUCCGUUAGGGCAACAACUGCAAUGACAUCCCUCAUAUUGAUCCUCCAGGCGUGCUCUGCCAUCAGCAAUGUUGCAACUACGUCCCGCCAGCUCUACGCAUUCGCCCGAGACGGUGGCAUUCCUUUCCCUUCUUUCUUUGCUAAGAUCGAUAAACGAUUCAUUGUCCCCCUCAACUCCCUCUACGUCAGCUUCUUUAUCGUCUGUCUGCUAUCUCUGAUCAACAUCGGAUCAACAGUUGCGUUCCAAGCCAUUAUAUCCCUUGGUACUGCUUCGCUUCUGUCCUCGUACAUUAUCUCCAUCUCCUGCGUUCGCCUCAGACGCUGGCGUGGAGAACCGCUUCCGCCUGCUAGAUGGAGUAUGGGCCGGUGGUCCAGUACGGUUGAGACCGUGGCGAUCCUCUUCCUUCUCAUCGCCUUCGGCUUCUCAUUCUUCCCACUUGUCAGCAAAGUUGAUGUGACAACUAUGAACUGGAGUUGUGCCAUUUUCGGAGGAGUUGUGGUCUUCUCUUUGAUCUAUUAUGUUUUGCACGCCCGACACGUCUAUAAGGGCCCUGUUACUCGAAUAAGACCCUGGGCGGAGGCGGCUCGAAUAGAAUAA